Molecule: messenger RNA, 3038 nt
Organism: Scatophagus argus
Lineage: Eukaryota; Metazoa; Chordata; Actinopteri; Scatophagidae
Product: flavin-containing monooxygenase 5-like
Exons: 11
Coding region: 982-2637 (551 amino acids)
Molecular function (GO): N,N-dimethylaniline monooxygenase activity; flavin adenine dinucleotide binding; NADP binding
Source: RefSeq, a predicted model, not a curated record
UCAGAGAGAUCUUGGUUUGAGUAAAUUAGUCGAGAAAUAAUUUCAGGAUUUCUUCAAGAAAGGGGGGUCACGUGUCCCACCAGAUUUUUGAUGUCUGGAUUUUUUGUAUACAUUUUUUGUUCGUUUUGUUUAUAAUUUUAUUAGGCUCGUAUUAUUUUUUUGUAACAUUUAGGUUUGAUUGUUUUUUAAUACGAGUAAAAUGUAUCUUUCUAAUUAUCUUAAACAGUCAAACUCACCUUUCCCGAAGAUUUUGGUUUCGUCCAAAAGGUGCAGGUAAAAAACAGGCACCAACACACGCAUAUCAAGGAGACGGUGACAGCCAAGAGGUUAUUUUGCUGAAGUGCUUGGUCGAGCAUCAGUGCCUUUUUAAACGUGUGAAAAUAAAAUACAGAUAGUUAUACACCCAUUUGAGAGGUUAUUGCCGCUAACAGGUAAAGUCAGUCGCUGUCCUUCAGCUGGGUUGUUUCGCCUUCUGGUGGGCUCGCCAGUCGUGACUUGUGAUAGAUGAUCAGUGCAGUCGAGGUAAAGAAGCCCCAGAAGCUGAACUUAGAAAAAGUUGGGGGAGACGGAUACACGUUAAGUUUUUUGAAUCAUCUUGGUACUUAUUGAACAGGGAGUACACACCACCUUCAUCACUCCAGUAACACUUUAACACCCCCCGUGUCAGACCCUGUGUUUCAAUUACUUCUGUAUCCACAUGAGCAAGACAUCACAAUUUCCACUGAUGCUGGUAUUCCUUGAUGACUGCAAAAGUCAUUAUUAGAGCAAGAAUUCACUUUCCGGGAAAGUUUGUGUCACAUUUACUUUCUUUUGUCUUCACUCGUUUUGAGGGACCACAGUAGAUCAAUCAUCAGUCGUUGUGUAAUGUUAAAACCUGACUGACUGACAGAUCUGAAGAGCAAAGUUUUAGUCCGUUCUUCAUCUCUGCCUGUGAGAGCAGAUCAGAGUCCCCACUGCCAUCAGUCAUACUUCUCCUCCAGCAUGGUUCAGAGGGUGGCAGUGAUCGGUGCAGGGAUUUCUGGUCUUACCAGCAUCAAGGCUUGUUUGGAUGAAGAUCUGGAGCCCACCUGCUUUGAGAGCAGCCAUGACAUUGGGGGUCUAUGGAGAUUUAAGGACAAUCCAGAGCCUGGACGUACCACCAUCUAUCAGUCAGUGAUCAUCAACAGCUCCAAAGAGAUGAUGGCCUUCAGUGACUUCCCUCCUCCAGCUGAGCUCCCCAACAACAUGCACCACUCUGAGGUGCUGCAAUAUAUGCGUCUCUACGCUCAGGCCUUCAAACUGCUGCAGCAUAUGCACUUCCAGACUACUGUGGUCAGUGUGAGGCAGACACCAGAUUUUGCUGUAACAGGCCAAUGGGAGGUGGAGACAGAGAGGAGUCAGGGUCAGCGGGAGACUCAUGUUUUUGAUGCAGUGAUAGUUUGUACGGGACACUUCACCCAACCUCACCUGCCACUCAGAGACUUCCCAGGUAUUGAGAGCUUUGAAGGUAGAUAUUUCCACAGCUUUCAUUACCGCAACGCUGAGGGUCUGCAGGGAAAAAGAGUGGUGGUGAUUGGGAUUGGAAACUCUGGAGGUGAUAUUGCUGUGGAUAUCAGCAGAGUUGCUGAGAGGGUGUACCUCAGUACCAGGAGUGGAGCCUGGGUUGUCAGCCGUGUAGGGACGGGGGGGCUCCCAGCUGAUCUUAUUGGGACUUCUCGAAUGGACAUGAUGAUACAGACACUGUUCCCCUCAUGGAUUAACAGGAUGUUGGAGCAGAAACUGAACAUGGCAUUUGACCACAAAUUAUAUGGCCUGAAACCAAAACAUGGUUUUUUUAGGCAGAUCCCUGUUGUGAAUGACGACCUCCCAGCUCGGAUCAUCUCAGGUCGUAUUCAGGUGAAACCAAAUGUGAAGGAGUUCUGUGGGUCCAGUGUGGUCUUUGUCGAUGGGACUGUUAUAGAAAAGGUGGAUGUAGUGGUGUUUGCCACAGGGUACAACUACAGCUUCCCCUUCCUGCCAUCAGCUCUGCAGGCUAAAUGUGGCUACAGGCUGAGUCUCUACAAGCAUGUGUUUCCUCCUGCACUUACCCAUCCUACGCUGGCCGUGGUGGGUUUUGUGCAUGGCUUAGGGGCUAUCAACCCUCUGGCCGAGAUGCAGGGCCGCUGGGCUACGAGAGUGUUUAAAGGCUUAGCAACGCUUCCCUCAGAAGAGACCAUGAUGAAGGAAAUUGAGAAAGAUACUGCAAUCAUGCAUCAGAAGUUCACCUGCUCAGGGCGUAACCCCAUUCAAGUGGACUACAUCCCUUACCUGGACUCUCUGGCAGAGCAGGUGGGGGUUCAACCAAACAUUCCAUGGCUCUUGAUGAAGGAUCCUAGACUGGCACUGCAGGUUUUGCUGGGUCCCUGCACUCCUUAUCAGUACCGUCUAAAUGGACCAGGCCAGUGGGCUGGAGCCCGUCAGGCCAUUCUCACUCAGUGGGGGAGGGUGUUUCAGCCUUUCAGGACCAAAGUGGUAGCAGAGCCAGAGACCAGACCUUCUUCUAGAUGGAGCAUCGUAGUGAUUUCCUCAGGAGCAGUACUGCUGUGCUGGUGUUUCUACAGUAAACACCUUCUCUCCUCUUUCUUCUCUGCUCCGUCAUUCUUCAGAUCGUCUCAGUAAGCUGCAUGAUGAUAUGCAUCAAUGACAACGUGAUGAUGGAGGCAACAGUGAACAGCAAACCACAAGAUAUUCUCUUUCUCAAAAUGCAGUUUCGAUGUUUUUAUGCUGUACUGAUUUGACAAUUUAAGUGGCACCUACUGGAAGGUCUAUACAAACCAUUUUGUGAAAUUUACUGCCGUACAUUUGCGCAAUUAUUCUGUUCUGUAGUGGUACAUGACAGUAUAUGUGUGGACAUCAAAUCCAUUUCAGUAUUGCCUUUUAGUGUUCUUAGAACCGCUGACCAGUUAGGGUGUUAUGAAAGCUGGUGCUGGAGCUGAUCCUGGCUUUCAGACUAAAUCACUGAAACACCCAGAAACAAACUAAUCAACAUUGCUGUGGGCUUUGUGUUGCAUGCUUCAUCA